CUGAUAACGGGAGUUAAGCUGAAUUAGAAGACACAAUGUAUUGUAAAACACUUUUGCAGACUGUUUGCCGACAAACUCGUCGAUUAUACCAUAGAUCUGUUGUUCAUAAUGCUAACACACAGACAGUAACAAAAGCCAAGAUUCCAGAUCGCUUUGUCCAAGCUGUCAUUGAUAUAGUUGGCAAUGAUAAUGUAUCUACAACUGAUGCCAUACGGGAACAACAUGGCCAUGAUGAGUCCUAUCAUGAUACCGCACCACCAGACAUUGUGGCCUUUGCUGAGAAUACGGAACAUGUGAGUCGGGUGGCCAAGCUGUGUAAUGAUAAUGAGGUGCCACUCAUCCCCUUUGGUAGUGGCACUGGACUGGAAGGUGGCAUAAAUGCAUUGAAGGGAGGUCUGUGUCUUGACCUGUCUAAGAUGAAGAAAAUAGUAUCUGUCAACGCUGAGGAUUUUGACUGUACUGUGGAGGCAGGGGUGACCAGAGUAACACUAAACAACUACCUAAGGGACACAGGACUCACAUUUCCUAUAGACCCUGGUGCAGAUGCUUCCCUGUGUGGCAUGUGUGCUACCAGUGCCUCAGGUACCAAUGCUGUGAGGUACGGAACCAUGAGGGAAAAUGUCCUUAACAUGGAAGUAGUUCUGCCUGAUGGUCGUAUCAUCUACACUGCUGGUAAAGGAAGGCGCACAAAAAAAACUUCAGCAGGAUAUAAUCUCACAAAUCUAUUUGUUGGAUCUGAAGGCACACUUGGUAUCAUCACCCAGGCAACCAUUCGUCUCCACGGUAUACCAGAGGCUACAAUAUCAGCUGUUUGCUCCUUCAACAAUGUCCAGGAGGCUGUAGACUCCACGGUUCAAAUCCUACAGAUGGGGAUUCCUAUAGCCCGGAUAGAAUUCCUGGAUGAGGUAUCUGUAGAUGCAUGUAAUAGAUACAGCAAGCUGGAUAUGAAGGUGGCACCAUCUCUGUUCUUUGAGUUCACAGGAAGUCCUGAUACACUGGACAAACAGGCUGAGGUUGUCAAGGAAAUCACAACUAUGAAUGGUGGUUCUGAGUUUAAGUGGGCAUCAGAUCCUGACGAGAGAAAUCACCUUUGGAAAGCUAGACAUGACAUCCUGUAUGCCUGUAUGGCCCUCAAACCUGGCAGUAAGCCCUACUCUACAGAUGUUUGUGUUCCUAUAUCCAACUUACCAGAGGUUGUAGUGAGGUCGAAGGAGGCCAUACGUAAGGCUGGGGUCAUUGAUGCGUCCAUGGUCGGCCAUGUUGGUGAUGGCAAUUUUCAUACCUUAUUUUUGUUGGACACUGAAAAUAAGAAGGAAGUAGAACUGGUACAAGGCCUAGCUGAUACCAUAGCAACAAUUGCUAUGGAAUUGGAUGGAACCUGUACAGGAGAACAUGGUAUCGGAAUGGGUAAACGUGGACUUCUUCAGAAAGAGAUCGGAGAAACGGGCAUGGAGGUGAUGAGACAGCUUAAGAGAACAUUUGAUCCAAAAGGAAUCAUGAACCCUGGAAAAGUCUUUUUUGAAUAAGAAAAGAUUAAUUACGAAAGUCUUUUUUGAAUAAGAAAAGAUUAAUUACAAAAGCGAUAUAUUAGACUUGGUACGGAAAACCUUUUAGCUCACCUAAAUGAAAGAAUAGUUAAGUUCAUAUGAUCACUCUCCCUGAACUUUGUUUUCGAUGCCAAAACCUCCAGGUUAAGGUUUGGUGCGAUUAGAGUCUUUCACUAUUUCAGCUAAGUAUUUGGAUAUGAAUUGGUGUUUAUGUCUCUCAGAAGGAGAUAUAGGCAUGUUUGUUCUUUAUCAGUGGAACAUAUUGUUGCGAUAAAGUUCAUGCACAGAUGUUGUAUUUUUGUACUGAUCACACCUAAAUCUACCUACAGAUAUUUGAAGUUCAGGUGUCAAAAAAUGGAAUUCAUAAAGAAAUGUUAACAUAUUAUGACUUUCCUGUCUUUUUAUAGAUAUUAUAUAAAAGAGCAAACUAGACUGCUGUCCAUUAGUGCUGUAAUAAUAUCACAAUAUAUAUUGAAACUAACUGAUAUAAACAUUUUCAGUUUUGAGACAACAGUGAGACAUCACCACAAACUUGUUGUACAGAGUACUACAUAGUUUCAGUUUUUGAGACAGCAAUCAUGAUCUCCUUGUUAUUUUAAACAGUAUUUAUACAUUCAUUUUAAAUCUGAAGUAAAGUUGUAGUCAGGGAAGAUUAUUUUUUUAAGUUUUUUUUUUCAGUUCUUUCUCAUGGUUGGGCAUAUUUAGUGUUGUGGUUCCGAAGAUGAGUAUGAUUACAGAUACAUAACACACAAUGUAUAGUAACGUCCACCAAUUCAUCAGCGAUACACAGGCCAAUUUUUUUUAUUAAUGGUUUUAAAGCAUUGUUUUCAACAUCAGGUGCAAGCCAGCUGAAUAUUUAAUAUUUAUCAACAUUUUAUGAUAAUAAAUGUCACUUGAGAGAUGUUUAGUGAGAAUUCUGAAGUGUAGUGUUUAUCACUAUAAACUUUACCCGGGGUAGGGAAAAAUAUACAGAUUUGUCUCUCCAUAAACAGAAUAUUUUUAUCAUCUCAAUACUAAUAUGAGAUAGACAGUAUUGCAUGUUGAAAUGUAUUCUAUAGAGAAAAUUUUUUGGAAUGGAUUGAAAACAGGGACAGAUGCAGCCUGGAUUCUAGAUGUUUUAUAUCAAGUAAAUAAGAAAUUCACAUGAAGACACAAUCUUAUUUCACUCAGUCUGAACACACACACAUACAAUAAUGUACUAAUGAUUCUACAUGGUACAAAUAUUAGAAAUGAAACUUCUAUGAAUGUUUGUAUUGACACCAAUACAUACCUAUAUAUGUAUAUAUAUACAUAUGUAUGUAUCACUUUGUUUGUUAUAAUACCUGUUGACUGUUUGUGAAAAUUAUGUGAAAAAAUUGCUUGGUGCCAUGAUUGUUAAACCAUGAUAAUUAUAUAAAUUAAGGAGUGUGACCCUGGUGGUCAGAUUGUUGAUAUUGUUAAUACUGGUGAUAUUAAAAGAUAUGUUGCAUUUAAAGGUUGAAGAAUUAUAAAAAAGGGACAUAACUCCUGUAACCUUGGGGUUAAUUUGUACACAAAAUAAAUUUAAGGCACUGAUUUUGAGCUCUAUAAAAAAGGGAAUUUGUGUAUAUGUUUUCAAAGGAAAUUUACUUUGUGUUACGCAGACUAGUGUGUCAAUCAUUUAAGCAUCCCAUCUACUCAUAUUUGUUACAAAUGGCACCAGACUUUGUUAAAGAUGAAGUGAUAUUGUCCAGCUUUUGUGUGGAGUUAAAUUCAUUAGAUUGUGUUUCAUUGCAAUAUUUGGAUUUUAAUUCACUCAAAACAAAUGUUUUAUUUUGCCAUAGAAAUAGCCUUUUCAAGCAGAUUUUCAUAUACAGAGUAAUCAAACGAUGUCAAAAAUAUA
Molecule: messenger RNA, 3408 nt
Organism: Ylistrum balloti
Lineage: Eukaryota; Metazoa; Mollusca; Bivalvia; Pectinida; Pectinidae
Product: probable D-lactate dehydrogenase, mitochondrial
Exons: 12
Coding region: 36-1526 (496 amino acids)
Biological process (GO): lactate catabolic process
Cellular component (GO): mitochondrion
Molecular function (GO): D-lactate dehydrogenase (cytochrome) activity; D-lactate dehydrogenase (NAD+) activity; FAD binding
Source: RefSeq, a predicted model, not a curated record